AGAUUCUUUGAGGAUAUCGGCUACUCGAUUGGUUAUGACAUAGUCCUGAUUGCCAAAAAUGCUUUCGAUUACCUCAAUGAGCCUGCUGGCGUGGAUAAUGUUUACUGCUUUCAUGGAACCGGAGUUCCGACAGUGCAGAAAGCUGACUACAAAACGGCCUCUUCUGGAAGCCGAUCCCUUCCUGAUCAGUGGCCUCGAUUCGUGUACGGCGAUGGAGAUGGAACUGUUGAUCUACGCAGCUUUAGCCGGAUUGUACGACGGAUGACCUGGAGUCACUUGAGGUGUUUUGGCCGUACGAAGACCUGA
Messenger RNA from Dicrocoelium dendriticum, 306 nucleotides. NCBI's taxonomy places the organism in Eukaryota, Metazoa, Platyhelminthes, Trematoda, Plagiorchiida, Dicrocoeliidae. The record is from the annotation of a GenBank genome assembly.